Molecule: messenger RNA, 1058 nt
Organism: Drosophila biarmipes
Lineage: Eukaryota; Metazoa; Arthropoda; Insecta; Diptera; Drosophilidae
Product: spaetzle-processing enzyme
Exons: 4
Coding region: 31-852 (273 amino acids)
Biological process (GO): proteolysis
Molecular function (GO): serine-type endopeptidase activity
Source: RefSeq, a predicted model, not a curated record
CUUCAGUGAUUAUUCAUCCUUUGCUGCGAAAUGACCGCUUUCGUACUGGGAGUCUUAACUAUAUUCCACCUAUUUUUUGGAUCUGCCAAGUUACUGGACGACAACUGUGGACUGAUAGCAAAUCUUCCGCGGAAUAAGCGAUUGACUGGAGGAGAAGAUGCAUAUAUAUUUUCGAAUCCAUGGAUGGUUUUGCUGCUUGGCGAUUCGAUUGCGGGGGGAUCGCUUAUAAACUCGCACUUUGUGAUGACGGCUGCACAUGCCCUUUCCGCCUCAUUUAAAAAGGUGCGCUUAGGAGAGUAUGAUCGAGAAAGCUCGAAAGAUUGCACAUCUACCGGUUGCCUACCAAGAAGCUAUGACAUCGAUAUUGCUGACGAAUUUAUCCACCCAGCGUAUCAAUAUGAAAAUUAUCGGAAUGAUAUAGCUCUCCUUCGGAUGGCAGAAGAGGUGACGUUUUCAGAUUAUAUCAGGCCGAUCUGCCUGCUCGUCAACGAGCAAGUGGGAAAACCUAUCCCAUUAUUCAAGGUCACCGGGUGGGGAAAAACUAAUAGUUAUCCAACGAGCCGUAUUCUAAAGACAGCCAUUAUAGACGUUCUUGAUAUUACGAACUGUACGGAUCUAUUUGAAACACAAAAUGACGGUAUCCAGAUUUGUGCCGGCAGCCUGAAUAGCGACACCUGCUCCGGAGACUCGGGAGGACCCCUGAGUGCAACCUUGCCCUAUAAUAACACUAAUCGGGUCUUCCAGUUCGGUAUCAUCAGCUAUGGAACCCCAACCUGCGAUGCCCCCAGUCUCUACACAAAUGUCACCCACUUUAUGGACUGGAUAGUGAAUACUACGAGCAAUAAAGUGUAAACACAAUGCUCGGAUGAAAGAAGAACCACUCUACUCAGUGCCCACUGUGGAGAGAGCAGCCCUCGCUGCAAGGCGACUGUGAUUGUGACCUCCAACCCCGCCCACUCGCAAUCCCCCCUCAUGGCAACCCAUCUCGUAACCCAGGGCAGUUCAAGGGCCAAAGGAUUUUCCAUUUCUUUUCGCAUUACUCCCGCAUUGUUUGCUUA